Onychomys torridus (southern grasshopper mouse) is the source of this 7802-nucleotide messenger RNA. It is a transcript of the gene Cask, whose product is annotated as calcium/calmodulin dependent serine protein kinase. Gene Ontology annotation, molecular function: ATP binding; signaling receptor binding; protein kinase activity. Gene Ontology annotation, biological process: regulation of neurotransmitter secretion; protein phosphorylation. The transcript has 28 exons. Gene Ontology annotation, cellular component: plasma membrane; cell-cell junction; basolateral plasma membrane. The coding region runs from base 716 to 3634 and encodes 972 amino acids. NCBI's taxonomy places the organism in Eukaryota, Metazoa, Chordata, Mammalia, Rodentia, Cricetidae. The record is from RefSeq and is a predicted model, not a curated record.
CGCGCGGGCCAAAGGGAGGAGGGCUAGUCUGCGCGAGGCGGCUGCACCGGGUUUGCGAGCCAGGCGGCAGCUGAAGCUUAGGGGAGGAGCUGAAGGCAGCGGUCGCGGCUCCCGCCCGUACAGAACACUCAGCCCGCGAAGCCCCCUCCCACACUCGGGCGGGCGGCGGCGGCGGCGGGAGGAGUAGAAGGAGGAGGGAGCGUCUCUGCCGCCGCCUCCUGGUCCCCAGCGCCGAUCAGCCGCCACCACCUCCCUUCGCGACGAUCCUCCCUCCAUGGUACUGUCGCGGCCCCCCCUGUAGCCCGAGCUGCCCCGCGCCGGAACCGGUCUAGGGCAGAGGGAGCGGUCGCGGCCUCGCGGCCCGCGCGGGCUGACGAGCGGAGAGUGCGGCGCCUCGCGAUCCCCGAGGGUCCGCACGCCCGGCAGCGCGGCCGCGAGCGACAGCGCCAAGAGCAGCGGGCGGGCGGGCGGCGCCGGGCCCGGGCCGCCCUCGCUCCCACGCCCCGGCCCCGCCGCCCGCGCCGGGGAGGCAGCCGGCAGAGGAAAGGCGCUGCAGUCUCCCGGCCUCGCGGCCGCGGUUGAGCUUCCUCAGCACUGAGGGCUUGCGGGUCCGGUGGAGAGGACGCGAGCCCGGAGCUCCCGGCACUGAGCUCUUGGGCGCCCCCAACCCAGUUUUCAGAACCCUCCACGCUGCGGCCACUGUCCCCUCCGGACCAUGGCCGACGACGACGUGCUGUUCGAGGAUGUGUACGAGCUGUGCGAGGUGAUCGGCAAGGGUCCCUUUAGUGUUGUACGACGAUGUAUCAACAGAGAAACUGGGCAACAAUUUGCUGUAAAAAUUGUUGAUGUAGCCAAGUUCACAUCAAGUCCAGGGUUAAGUACAGAAGGUAAGAGAUGGAUUUCAAAUCUAAAGCGGGAAGCCAGUAUCUGUCAUAUGCUGAAACAUCCACACAUUGUAGAGUUAUUGGAGACAUAUAGUUCAGAUGGAAUGCUUUACAUGGUUUUUGAAUUUAUGGAUGGAGCAGAUCUGUGUUUUGAAAUCGUAAAGCGAGCUGAUGCUGGUUUUGUGUACAGUGAAGCUGUAGCCAGCCAUUACAUGAGACAGAUACUGGAAGCUCUGCGCUACUGUCAUGAUAAUAACAUAAUUCACAGGGAUGUGAAGCCCCACUGUGUUCUCCUCGCCUCGAAAGAAAACUCGGCACCUGUUAAGCUUGGGGGCUUUGGGGUAGCCAUUCAGUUAGGAGAAUCUGGACUUGUCGCUGGAGGACGUGUUGGAACACCUCACUUUAUGGCCCCAGAAGUAGUCAAGAGAGAGCCUUACGGAAAGCCUGUCGAUGUCUGGGGCUGUGGCGUGAUCCUUUUCAUCCUGCUCAGUGGCUGUUUACCUUUCUAUGGAACCAAGGAAAGAUUGUUUGAAGGCAUUAUUAAAGGAAAAUAUAAGAUGAAUCCAAGGCAGUGGAGCCAUAUCUCUGAAAGUGCCAAAGACCUAGUGCGCCGCAUGCUGAUGCUGGAUCCCGCUGAAAGGAUCACUGUUUAUGAGGCACUGAAUCACCCAUGGCUUAAGGAGCGGGAUCGUUAUGCCUACAAAAUUCAUCUUCCAGAAACAGUGGAACAACUGCGGAAAUUCAAUGCAAGGAGGAAACUAAAGGGUGCAGUACUAGCUGCUGUGUCAAGUCAUAAAUUCAACUCCUUCUACGGGGACCCUCCUGAAGAGUUGCCAGAUUUCUCUGAAGACCCUACCUCCUCAGGACUUCUAGCAGCAGAAAGAGCCGUCUCUCAGGUGCUGGACAGCCUGGAAGAGAUCCAUGCACUCACAGACUGCAGUGAAAAGGACCUAGAUUUUCUACACAGUGUUUUCCAGGAUCAGCAUCUUCACACACUGCUAGAUCUCUAUGACAAAAUUAACACCAAGUCUUCACCACAAAUCAGGAAUCCUCCAAGCGAUGCAGUACAGAGAGCCAAAGAGGUAUUGGAAGAAAUUUCAUGUUACCCUGAGAAUAAUGACGCAAAGGAACUAAAACGCAUUUUAACACAACCUCAUUUCAUGGCCUUACUGCAGACUCACGACGUAGUGGCACAUGAAGUUUACAGUGAUGAAGCGUUAAGGGUCACACCUCCCCCGACAUCUCCCUAUUUAAAUGGUGACUCUCCAGAAAGCGCUAACGGGGACAUGGACAUGGAGAAUGUGACCAGAGUUCGGCUGGUGCAGUUCCAAAAGAACACAGAUGAGCCGAUGGGAAUCACUUUGAAAAUGAAUGAGCUAAAUCAUUGUAUUGUUGCAAGAAUCAUGCACGGGGGUAUGAUUCACAGGCAAGGUACACUUCAUGUUGGUGAUGAAAUUCGAGAAAUCAAUGGCAUCAGUGUCGCGAACCAAACAGUGGAACAGCUACAAAAAAUGCUUAGGGAAAUGCGGGGGAGUAUUACCUUCAAGAUUGUGCCAAGCUACCGCACUCAGUCUUCAUCCUGUGAGAGAGAUUCCCCCUCCACUUCCAGACAGUCCCCUGCUAAUGGUCAUAGCAGCACUAACAAUUCUGUUUCGGACUUGCCGUCAACCACCCAACCAAAAGGACGACAGAUCUAUGUAAGAGCACAAUUCGAAUAUGAUCCAGCCAAGGAUGACCUCAUUCCCUGCAAAGAGGCUGGCAUCCGAUUCCGAGUUGGUGACAUCAUUCAGAUUAUUAGUAAGGAUGACCACAACUGGUGGCAGGGUAAACUGGAGAACUCCAAAAAUGGAACUGCAGGUCUCAUUCCUUCUCCUGAACUUCAGGAAUGGCGAGUAGCUUGCAUUGCCAUGGAGAAGACCAAACAGGAGCAGCAGGCCAGCUGUACUUGGUUUGGCAAGAAAAAGAAGCAGUACAAAGAUAAAUAUUUGGCAAAGCACAACGCAGUGUUUGAUCAAUUAGACCUUGUCACAUAUGAAGAAGUAGUCAAACUGCCAGCAUUCAAAAGGAAAACAUUAGUCUUAUUAGGUGCCCAUGGUGUUGGGAGAAGACACAUAAAAAACACCCUCAUCACAAAGCACCCAGACCGGUUUGCGUAUCCUAUCCCACAUACAACCAGACCUCCAAAGAAAGAUGAAGAAAAUGGCAAGAAUUAUUACUUUGUAUCUCAUGACCAAAUGAUGCAAGACAUCUCAAAUAAUGAGUACUUGGAGUACGGCAGCCACGAGGAUGCAAUGUAUGGGACAAAACUGGAGACCAUUCGGAAAAUCCACGAGCAGGGGCUGAUUGCAAUACUGGACGUGGAGCCUCAGGGAUUGGAAAAAUCUUCUGGCCAGGGGUGGCUAGAGGCAAAGUCUCAAUCCUGGUCCUGGUCUUCGACAUCCUCUCCUUGGGUUCCACACUGGUCUUCACCUGAACGUCGUUUUCUGCUGGCACUGAAGGUCCUGAGAACUGCUGAGUUUGCUCCUUUCGUGGUGUUCAUUGCGGCACCAACUAUCACUCCAGGUUUAAAUGAGGAUGAAUCCCUCCAGCGCCUGCAGAAGGAGUCUGAUGUCUUACAGAGGACAUAUGCACACUACUUCGAUCUCACAAUUAUCAACAAUGAAAUUGAUGAGACAAUCAGACAUCUGGAGGAAGCUGUCGAGCUCGUGUGCACAGCCCCACAGUGGGUCCCGGUCUCCUGGGUCUAUUAGGCUUCUCCCUGGCUAUCUGAGUAUAAAACCGGGAGAUGCCUCCUACAUGGAAAAGCCUCUUUGUUAUCGGCCUUGUGUCAGCAGGUCGUGGUCCCUAGAGACUACCUAGUUGUAGUGUGACCUACAUUUAUAAUUAUUGUCAUGUCCAAAUAGAUAGGAGGAGAAAAACAAUUACACACUAAUUUAAAGAGACAGUAUCUUUUUUAAUCAGUUCUCCUAAACUUUAAUAAAAUGUAUCUUUAAAUGUAUGUAUUAUUCAAUCCUUUGGAAUGUUAUAUUUUUGGAAAUCAUAGCUUUUUAUUUCCAAGGCCCCUAAAAACUGCACAAAAUAGAUGCUGCUUUCUAUAAUCUAUUUUAAUAAUAAUAAACAAUGAUUCUGUUACCUUGACUGGGGGUGGAACACUACAUUCUUUUUAGAGUCUGAUUUUAUGGAUUGGAAUAUCUUUCUUUCCUUUAUUUAUUUGAAAUAAUUAGUCUAGUGAUUACAAAACAGUCAUAAAUUUUUAAAGGCCUUUUUUCUCUCUCUUUUUUUAAGUCCUUUAUGUAACAUCCAGAUACUGUGAUACUGUCUCUUUGAAGCACCCUGUAAACCUUUUAGAGAUUUGAAGUUGGGUCUUGACUCUUAAUGCAUGUGGACAGUCGCGAGCGUUCAUGCUGUCGGUGUGUCUGUGUUGGACAAAACAAUCUGUAAUUACAGCAAAGUACAUUCCGUUCACGGGGCACACCCAGGGGAAUAAGAAUAAAUUGCUAUUAUGACUAAGUUGUAAACCUAUGCACAUCCCUUGCAUUUCGGGCAACUUUAUAAAACAGAAAAAAAAGAAACUGAUUUUUAUUAAUAAUAAUCACGUAGUGAAAUGUGUUUGUAAUUUUGUCUCAAUUUAAUUUGUUGUAAGGGGGAGGGGGUAUUGCUGGUUUCGCCAUUUCAGAUCUGUGUUGUCUAAGAGUAUUAACGUUUUAAUUAAGCAAAGAAAUGCGGAUUUUUAAUCUGUAUGUAAUUGUUUUAAGCGCCCAUUUAAAAGAGAAUAUACUGUGCAAUGAAGAAACCAGUUUAGGCGUUUGCUAUAAACUGAAAUAUUCCAAAAGCAUAAUCUACAACAGCUCUGUAAAUUCCUUUAAUUGAUAACUAACAGGACAGUCUGACCAAUUUUUUUUAAAUAUACUUCAUUGUAUGUGUUCAAUAAUUAAAUGCCUUUGGGUCCUUCAUUUCAUUACAGAUUUGUUCGGGUCUCCAAGCUGGUAAUCUUUUCAGUUUUAAAUUUCGGUAGAUGCUCACUGACCCAUGAAAGGCCCAGGAAUGAGUGUCAGAUGGCAGGGCAAGAAAGUAGCCUGCCAGAACACAGCUUGGAGCACAGCUGACUCGAAGGGCCGCCUGUGGCCUCUCCUUCCUCUUGCUCUAUCCCUUGGCACAGGGGAGUCACCUGUCCUUGUUGCUUUAGAAACAGGUUCCAUUCUCAUCCCCUGCCAUGCUGUCAGUUCACUAGAGGAGGUUCGGGCUGGGUUCUCAGACUCUUUGCCAGAGGUCACUAGAGUGUUUCCCCUUCCUGUGUGCAAGAACAAGGCAUUGACAUGACUCUGGUCCUUGGAAACACACCAUCACUUUCAUUGCUUGUGGGUUAGGUGGCCUCCGUCACUUUGUGCCUUGGCAGGAUGUGCAGAACCAGUUCUGGGCUGAACAGCUCCUCUUGGGCACUGAACAGAGAAGGCAUGUUUGCACUCAUACUCCUCUUCUAUUCUCAACUAUUAUUACAUGAUAGCAUUUGGUUUCUAUUUGUAGACGAGUCUUUGUCAGUGCCCAGAUGGGUCACAACUUACCAACAAGAUAUUGUGAGAAUAACUUGUGUUUGGUCCCACAGUGGGGUGACCAAAUACCACACCAGAGACAGGCUCAACAGUGGGCUCUUGCUAAGUGGAGGGAGAAGACUCCAGGAGUUGCUUAGGGCUGUGUAGUGCUGACCUCGGUCUAACUGGUGCCCAGGCCAGACACCAUUAUUGCAGUAGUACUGACCAUAAGCCACUCUGUUCAGUGGCCCGGUACCUGCUCUACCUCUUCCAGUAAAGCACAAAGACCACAACUAACCAUGGAAAACAGAACUGUCCCCCCUCUGUUGACUCCCUCAUGCUCCCAUGUGCUCUUAAGAGCAAGCACAUCUCCAGAGAUGCUGGGAAGACCUAUCUGUAGCCAUCUACCGCAUUCCUCCAGGUAGAGUGAGCAUCACAAAGUGAAGCCAGCUUAAAUGUCUGUGACCCCAGACUGAGAGAAGUGCUCUGGCACUUGAGGCCCUGGGGGACUUCUCACUGGCCUUCUGGAGACUCUGAGAGAAGAGCACAGGCAGGCACCCUUCCUGCCCUUCUGCAGGUGGGGAAAAGCCCAUACCUAGAAUGUGGCAAUUUCCCCACCAGGUCAUCUGUUCUUUGCCACUAGUGCACAGCUCCAGAGCAGCGUGUUUAGGACUUAGAGAGGAAACACUUCUGAAGUCCAAGUACUAGAGUACAGUAGGACCUGGAGCAAUCGGAGGCUAUUGCUAAAAGCUUCCUGACUGCCUCCAUUUCAUGAGCAGAAACACACACACACACACACACACACACACACACACACACACACACACACCCUUUUAAAGACUAAAGCAAACCAUCAGAGAUCACUAAAUGAGUGGCCAGUUGAAUCAUAUUGCAGGUCUUCUCUGCCACCCCAUCCCCACUCCCCACAACAGGAGAGAGGGAGUGUUUGGAUCUCCUACGUUCUUUGUUAAAAAGAUGGAGUGGCCUGAUUUUCUAGUCACAAGGCAGUAAUUAUUUCUCACAUGCAUUGUAUUCCUAUCUGAACACUGAAAAGGAAAGAGUCACUCAGUUUAAUUCAUCUGGAUGUUUCCCAGUGUCGAGAGAACAUUGUAACGUUUUUUAGGUGCACCCCCUGUCAGGUGAGAUGGUUUCAGAUAUCUGCUCAGAGAAGCAAAGAAGUCAGUUGACCUACUUCUUGCUGUUUGCAUUCAGAAGGCAGAGUCCCAGCUGGCCUAUUGGUGGCAGGAUAAGUGAAGCUGCAGGGUCUCCCACCAUGCAGAGAACAGUGGGAAGCAGGGCCCCUUCCCACCAUCCAAGGCCUGGAGCAGGCAGGCCAAGCCAUCCUUUAAAGCUACUAUUAUCUUCUCAAGCUUUUCAUCCCAGAGUUCUCUUGUUUUUCAAUCAGGAUUCUCUUCAUUAAGGCUACUGGUUUAUUCUUCACAAAAGUUCAGUCAAUUGAGCCCCCCUCCAGGAAGCAGGAACUACUCAGAAUGGAAACCGCCCCUUAAGGAUGAGGCAGGGCAAAGCGUUCUCUUUAUGUCACACUGAUGGGAUGUUCUUUUAGCAUCUAGGGUCAGUUUCUUAUGCAGGGCAAAAUUAAGCUUCGCUUGCCACUAACACUGUCAAGAAAGCUGCUUGGUUAGGGAAUUCUUAAUAAAAAUGUCACCUUGGAAAGAAUAGAGGGCACACUGACUAGCAGCCCUCAUCACUCCUUGUUUCAGGUCAGCAACCUGGUGGGCAGCUAGUGCUGACUGUCAGAACUGAGUGCCGCGCUCUCAGCCUCUUCUCUUAACAAGGGCUGUCUGUGCCGAGGCCCACAGAAGCCCCUGUGUGCAACUUUCUUGUUCGUGUUUCUCGUUAGUUCCUUUAGAAAGAUGCCUUGCUUCUCGGUAUGGCUUUCAGAAGGGCUGCAUGCUCUUCUUAUCACUGCUUUUGUUUGGAGGCACUUGCCCUUUUCUGGCCCCUUUAGACAUAGGGUCUCCCUCUUUACGUGGCACUUCUGGCUACAGGACCGUAUUUGUGAGGCCUAAUGUGUAAUUGACUGUGCUUGGGCACUGCACAUGUCCAUUUGCCUUAAACUUGUGGGAAGUCUCAGAUUGCCUGGCUUACAAAGUGAAAGUUGGCAAUCACAUCCAUCCAGGAAGUCGAGGAAAAGAGGAAGAGUAUCCCAACCUUCCCAUCUACACUUCCUGUUGGUGCCCUUGGCCCACAGCAGCAGCAGCUAUAGGGAGAGAGUGGCACCAUCCCUGGGGCAGGCAUCCCCAAGUCUUUGCUGUUAGAGGGACAGGAAAGAGCACCCUGACUUCCACCACCUGUCACCUGACCCUCCAUUAACUCCCUUGAUUGAACCUGUGCAAAUGGACCAAGCAAAAAAAAAAAAAAAAAAAAA